Messenger RNA from Capsicum annuum, 309 nucleotides. Its product is annotated as monothiol glutaredoxin-S2-like. The record is from RefSeq and is a predicted model, not a curated record. Bases 1 to 309 code for a protein of 102 amino acids. The transcript has a single exon. Lineage: Eukaryota; Viridiplantae; Streptophyta; Magnoliopsida; Solanales; Solanaceae.
AUGGAUAUGGUGAUGAAGUUGGGAGCAUCAAGCGCGGUGGUGAUAUUCGCCAAGAGUAGUUGUUGCAUUUCUCAUACCAUCGAGACCCUAAUUCGCAGUUUUGGUGCAAACCCUAUAGUUUAUGAGCUCGAUACACAUCCAAAUGGGAAGCAAAUGGAGAAGGCACUGAUUGAAUUAGGGUUUCAACCAAGUGUGCCAGCAAUAUUUAUAGGGAAAGAGUUAGUUGGUGGUGCUAAUGAGAUAAUGAGCCUUAAUGUAAGGGGUAAGCUUAAGCAAUUGCUCAUUAGGGCUAAUGCCAUUUGGAUAUAG